Messenger RNA from Coccinella septempunctata (seven-spotted ladybird), 3022 nucleotides. RefSeq names its product putative mediator of RNA polymerase II transcription subunit 29. The record is from RefSeq and is a predicted model, not a curated record. Lineage: Eukaryota; Metazoa; Arthropoda; Insecta; Coleoptera; Coccinellidae. The coding region runs from base 575 to 2800 and encodes 741 amino acids. The transcript has 2 exons.
ACAAAAAAGUGCUAACCACACCCCUAUACACUGCCCAUUCAGGCAGAACAAGCCCCAUCGUAAAAAUAUCGGAUUUUGAUGAGGGGUUUCACAGAAACCCUGGAGCAUAUCAAAUGAUCCCUGCUGUAAUUGAGUAUCAAUGAACUGAUGUAUAUUCUAUAAUUUCCUAUGGGCAUAAAACAUGAGAAUAGCUGAAUUAUUCGACUAAAUUAAUAGUAUAUAUUUCAUUCAUAUGAGAACAAACCAUUAAUAUUUAUUUGAGCCUGGAUUGAUGAAAUACAAUUCGACUUCAUUGUGAGCUUUUACAGAACGAAAUAGGUGGAGGGAUAUCUACAGAGGAAUUUCCCCAGGAAAAUAUUUCCUCCUGCGUGAAUCUACGCGACAAGACGCACAACAGAGAAUCUGGCACUCUCACAGUCCCAUCCGAUGACCAGAUGGAGUCCUUGACCUCCGAUUGCACUUCUUGUAAGACAACCGGUUGAAGAAAACCAUCGUUUACGGUAACUUCACAAGAUGAUCCUUACUAUAAAACGACGAGGACGAACCCAGCAUCUUCAGUUUUGGUCCUGUCACGAUGUUGUUGAAAUGCUUCCUUAUCCUCGGCCUGGUUUUCUUGCUGGAAGCGGCCAGUAUCACGAAAGGGAUACCCGUUAAAGUCGUGUACGUCGACCCGGUCGGUAUUGAAGAAAACGCACGCGAAAAAUCCCACGUGAGAUAUCUGCAGAACAGGAACCUGGACGAGAAGGUCCAGCUGUCUGGGAGGGAACUAAAGGAGGCCGACCAGCACAUACCGUUUCCCGAAGGAUCGGACGGCAACGAUGGAGCUUUGUUCUUGAAGGCGAAAACGGUGUUCUUGGACAAACUGGCCAAUUUCAGAGACCAAGUCGAUAGGUUCUCCCUGAAGACGACCCAGAAGAAGCCCACGUCUGAGGAUUGGGCCGGUUUGAACGAAAAGAUACAGGAGGUCUUCAAGAAGUACGAGAAAAAUGGCAUCCGACAGAACCAGGGUGGGUUCUUCGCCGAAUUGACGCAGGUUACCGGUCAAUGGUUCCAGUCCUUCGGUGGUAACAACAACAACAAGCCCGGAGGCGAGGAGGAUGAGCAGCAGCAGAAUCAGGGUGGCCUAGGGCAAGCCUGGACCAACUUUUCGAAUAGUAUCAGCCAAGCAUUCAGUAACAUUGGAAGCAACAACCAAGGCAGCACAACCAGCAACACCGUUCUAGGAGACACUGGCGUUACAACAUCCACUCAAGCCCCUGGGUUCUUCCAGAACAUAGUCAGUAACCUCUUCAACAACAAUCAGGGAAACAACCCUGGACAAGAAGAUACCGGCGUGACCAACCCUCCAAACAUCUUCCAAGGCGCCAUCAACAACAUCAUCAACACCUUCAGUCAAUCUUCAGAGAAACCGAACACACAGGGCGACACAGGCGAAUCUUCAACUUCCGCACCCAGCGGCAACCCGAUCAUCAACAACAUAAGCAACGCUAUAGGUCAAGUAUUCGGACAGAGUACCAAACCACCAGGGGCGUCGGGUGACAACGAAGCCACAAACAAACCUUCGAACUUCUUCGAGAACGUCUUCCAGAACGUCUUCAACCAGAACCAAGCAUCCAGCACUUCGCAAGCUCAAGGUACCACAUCAGCGCCCAAUAUAAUCAAUCAAGGGCUACAACAGAUACAGAUCCCAGGUCAAGGCGGGGAUAUAAACAACAUCCAACAGUUCCAAAACGCCGGACAACAGAUCGCCCAAGGUUUUCAAAACCCCCAAAGCAUCGCGCAGAACUUAGGACAACAGGUGGGUGGAAACAGCGAAGGUUCGCAAAACAACCAACUUCAACAGAUCGCUGGAGGACUGCAAAAUCCUCAAAACUUCGCCAGUCAGGCUCAAAACGUUGGACAGCAAAUUGGAGGUAACAUUCCAUCGGGUUCUCAGGGUAAUAUCGGACAACAGAUCAGCGAAGCUUUCCAAAACCCCCAGAACUUCGCCAAUCAGGCUCAAAACGUUGGACAACAAAUUGGAGGUAACAUUCCUUCGGGAUCUCAGGGUAACAUCGGACAGCAAAUCAGCCAAGCUUUCCAAAACCCCCAAAACUUCGCCAGUCAAGCUCAAAACAUAGGGCAGCAAAUCAACGGCAAUGGGUCUGGAUCACAGGGACAAGCUGUCGGACAACAAAUCAGCCAAGCUUUCCAAAACCCUCAGAACUUCGCCACCCAAGCGCAAAACAUCGGACAACAACUUGGCGGUAAUCUUCCACAGACCGGCCAACAAUCUUCAGGGUCCCAGGGCGGUGUGUCAACUCUAGACGUGAACCAGAUUCCCGUCAUAGGACAACAGUUGAACCAGAACUCCCAAAACCCCAUCCAGAACAUCCAGACCAACCCCACCAACAUCAUCAAUCAGAUCCAAAGUUCGACGAACCAGGUACAGAACCCUGCGGCAUCCGUCAGUAAUCCAAUCAACCUGGUAGACACCCAAAAUCAGCAGUUGAACGUGAAUCAAAUAAACCAGAUAAUUCCUUCGAACCUCCAACCCCAAAACUCCAACGAGAUACAAUCGACGUUAACCAAUCAAUUCAAUAACGGAUUGAACCAACUCAGCACCCAAAAUGGUGGUAACCCUUUGAGCGCGGCUACAGGAAUAUUGCAGUCCAACCAGUCCCAGAACGGUGGACAAACAAGCCAACAGAAUGUUGUGAAGCCGGUUAACGAAGAAAAAAUUGAGAGGAAAGUUUCAGAGCCAGUCGAGAAGACUAAAAAGGAAGGUGAAGCUGAAAUAAUGGUAGCUUUUGAAAGAUAAAAACUUACAAUUUAUUUAUUUAUUUAUUCUAAGCUCGAUGUUUAAAUUUUCUUCGAUAGAUUUGCUCCGCUUCAACUUUACAGAAGUUGAAGGCAAUACUGACUGAAAUUUAUGCAACGAGAAAUAAUUUAUAGUAUAUUUAUUUAGGUGAUUAUGUCAGAAAUUUGACGAAAUCCGGGAUAUUUUCCUGAUGUAGGUGAAUUGAAUAAAAGUUAUUGUUUA